CACCCUCAUGAAAACCACUUCUAAACAUGACAAUCACACUUAACACAAAAACAUUCUCAUGAAAACCAUGAAUUCUCCCAACACCCUCUUCUUCUCUCUCUUCCUCCUCUUCGUCGUCGUCGCUACCGGAGCGACUAAUCUCAUCAACCAAACAUGCAAAAACUCGUCGAAGAACGACCCAAACAUCAACUACAAAUUUUGUGUCUAUGCCCUCCAAUCAGCCCCGGCUAGCCGUUGUGCUAACAUAACCCGUUUGGGCCUAAUGUCAAUAACGUUAAUCAAACAUAACGUUACGGACACCAGGUGUACAAUAAGACAACUCUUGCAGGAGAAGAAGAAGUCCAUGACCGCGUUGAAGGAUUGCUUGGAGCUUUACUCGGAUUCACUCCCUACGCUUAGGGAGGCGACAACGGAUUAUCGAGCUAAGCGAUUUGUCGAUGCUAAUGAGAAAGUUAGCUCUGUGAUGGAGGCUGCAACAACUUGUGAACAAGGGUUUGAAGAUCUUGGUGUCUCUCCUUUGACACAAAGGAAUGAUCGCAUUUUUCAGUUGUCAGCUGUUGCACUUUCUAUUAUGAACGUUUUGAAUUUUCAUUCUUCUGAAUAAAUUAUAUGGAUUUUAUAGACAAGAUUGUUGUGAGAUAUUAGAUCAUUGUUCAACUACAUUCAGAGAGUUGAAAUAUAUUUUUACAAGAAAA
Molecule: messenger RNA, 695 nt
Organism: Spinacia oleracea (spinach)
Lineage: Eukaryota; Viridiplantae; Streptophyta; Magnoliopsida; Caryophyllales; Amaranthaceae
Product: putative invertase inhibitor
Exons: 2
Coding region: 59-604 (181 amino acids)
Molecular function (GO): enzyme inhibitor activity
Source: RefSeq, a predicted model, not a curated record